UUGUGCGGCUUCCGGAAGUCGUUGCGCGCUGGGUCCGUUCUCUACACUUGAUCCCAAGUCACUAAGGAUACUCUUGAGGGUGUGUACAUCCAGGCGUCUUAGUCGGGAGAGAAAGUCUGUCUUCGGUACAUUCAUAGAGGUGUCCAGACCAGCUAGACGGUCCAUCCUCCCGCCUUCGUGACGCCUCGCUGGUGGUGGUGAGGAAGGAGCCGGCCGUGGAGCGAGUGUUGGACUUUGCUGCCAAGUUCGCGGCCUCCAUGGCUCCUCUGGAAAGUACAGCUGCUAGUGGAGAGGAAGAAGAGGCUGCAGGAGACGAGGAAGGUGAAGAGGGCAGAGAUGAGCAAGCAACAGAGGACAGGGGAGACAGUGAUGGAGGGAGUGAGGACAGAUACACUGAAACAGAAGAGGAAGAAGAAGAGAAAGAAGAACUUGACGAAAACGUCUUCAAUUUUCUGCUGGUAAAGAUGCUCUCCUUCUACAGGGCCAACGGCAGAGCCUCCACCGUGCGGGACAGCAGGGGAGAGAAGAACGAUGUAGAUGUAGAUACACACAAACAUUGACGACCAAAAAAGAACUCUGG
Messenger RNA from Geodia barretti, 580 nucleotides. The record is from the annotation of a GenBank genome assembly. Lineage: Eukaryota; Metazoa; Porifera; Demospongiae; Tetractinellida; Geodiidae.